This is a messenger RNA of Loa loa (African eye worm), 267 nucleotides long. RefSeq lists its product as hypothetical. The transcript has 2 exons. Lineage: Eukaryota; Metazoa; Nematoda; Chromadorea; Rhabditida; Onchocercidae. The record is from RefSeq and is a predicted model, not a curated record. Bases 1 to 267 code for a protein of 88 amino acids.
AUGCUGGGGCUUAUUUUCAAGGGAUGUCUUGUUUUCGAGGAAACACCGGUAGUACUUUCCUUGUCCACUUGCUUACUGAGGUCAUCGUACCCAUUCUGGCUUUUACCACACUCGAUGCGGCCAGUCGGCGUAUAUAGCCCGCAUCCGUAUUCAACGGUGACGAGGUGGGAAAUGGCCAGCACGGAGUGGGGGUGGGCCCGAGGUCUCAUCCAGGGCUUGGUGCGUCUGCAGGAAGCACCGACAUUGGCCGGCAUUGGUGCUUCCUGA